This is a messenger RNA of Centruroides sculpturatus (bark scorpion), 3986 nucleotides long. RefSeq names its product leukocyte elastase inhibitor-like. NCBI's taxonomy places the organism in Eukaryota, Metazoa, Arthropoda, Arachnida, Scorpiones, Buthidae. Gene Ontology annotation, molecular function: serine-type endopeptidase inhibitor activity. The coding region runs from base 993 to 2114 and encodes 373 amino acids. The transcript is spliced from 2 exons. The record is from RefSeq and is a predicted model, not a curated record.
CAAAUUCUUACAAACCACCAAUAUUUAUAAAUAUGUACGCUGUAUCAAUGCUGUAUUUCUUAACAGUCAUAAUAUCUGUAAGAUAUUUUAAUUUGUGUUGUUAUAUAAAAUACAAAAUAAAUAUGUUGAAACUGAGUGACGUGACUGAUGAAUUACUUAAGUUUGUUUCACAUUUACAAACCUGAAUCAAUGCAACUCAACAUUUUUAGGCUAGCAUAUGCUUUGACAUUUAUUGGACUGCAAUUUGAAAAACUUGUAGACCUAUAAAUUCCCACUAUUGCCUGUCUGUCUGACUGACUUUCCUUAAUCUUGAGAAUGGAGUUAGAUAGAUGAAAAUCAAGACCCAAUAUGGAAAGCUUUGGGGCAGGAAACUCCAAUUAACUAUAUUGUAUACGAACUUUUGGUACAAACCAGAAGUUAUGUUAUUUCAUUUAAAAAUUUUCCUGCGAAAAGAGUUAGAUGGCAGGCAUGACUGUUGCUAACAGGAAAAGUAUGAUGUACAGGGGCAAGACACUACUAAUUUGAAUUGGAGAACAUAUAUUUUAAAUUAAAUAAAUUAAAAAUAUGAUUAAAAAUUGCAGCCCAGCAUUGUGACAAUGUCAAAAUAAAAGAAUUGCUUGUUAUACUUUGAUCUUUUUUCAAACAACUCGAACCUAUAUCUUCAUUAACAAUACAGAAGAUGUUUUAAUGUCAAAUGUAAAUUUUAACAAACUUGCCCUGUUUGAAUUUUGUCAUUUAUAAUUUUUAUAGUGCCCUCUAGUUCUUUGGAAAUUGCCAAUUGUUUGUUUUUGACUGUGUUGUGGUAAGAGAUGCUCCUUACAAUUUUUUCUUUGCUAACAUUUAUUCUUCAUUACUUAACUUUACUCAUUUUCAGUAGUGAAGCUUAAACCUUCCUCCUCAUACCACUCAACGUUUGCUACAGCUACAUCAGUCACUGAUUUACCAAAAGAUGAUAAUCUUCCUUGAUUUUAUUAAUCUUUCUUAAAUAAACAAUGGAUGCAGCAGUUAUUUCAUCGAAUUCACUGGGGUGUAAGCUUUUGUUAGAACAAAGGAAGGAAAAUUGCAGAGAGAAUAUAUUCUUUUCUCCGUUAAGCAUUUCCGUAGCUCUAUCUAUGCUUUAUGCAGGAACAAAGGGUAAUACGAAGAAACAGAUGGAAGAAGUCCUUGGUCUGAAGGAAGACGACCGACAGAUACAUGAACAGUUUCGAGCUAUAUUUAAAUCUUUAUGUUCGGAAAAGGAUGACUUGGUUUUUAACAAUGUUAACUUGUUGGCUGCUGAUUCAUCUUAUAACAUAUUACCAGAUUUUGUGGACGGACUGAGAUCAAAUUAUUCUGUUGACAUCAAAAAGUAUAAUUUUGGUGAUGAGUCCGAGAGGGCGCGUUCGGAAAUUAACAAAUUCAUAGAAGAGGCCACUCGGUCGAAAAUAAAGGAUCUGCUUUCUCCCAGUUCCAUCCAAGCCAGUACGAGACUAGUUUUGGCCAAUGCCAUUUAUUUUAAGGGAAUGUGGAGAUUGCCUUUUGAUAGGAAUGAAACGUCAAAGAAACCUUUCUAUGCAAUUAAUAACGAACAAAAAAUGGUCAAUAUGAUGUUUAGGGAGGAAGAUUAUAAUCAUAUGUUUUCGGAAGAACUAAAUGCUUCAUUUCUGGAAAUUCCAUAUUCUGGAAAAAAAUACAGUAUGGUAAUUAUUUUACCAAAGGAAAAAAAUGGACUUUCCAAUCUUGAAAAUAACAUUUCACUGGAAAGUGUAAAUAAAGAAAUUGGGAUGAUGAGAAAGGAGAAAGUUUUAUUGUACCUUCCAAGAUUCAAAUUAGAAGAAAAUCUUCCUCUGAAGAAUCUUCUGAUACAAUUAGGAAUGGUCGAUGUUUUCAACAGUAGUGCAGAUUUAUCGGGCAUUGGUGGCAACAAAGAUCUCUACGUGUCUGACGCUUUACACAAGGCAUUCGUCGAAGUUAACGAAGAAGGUACUGAAGCCGCAGCGGCAACGGCAUUACCUAUGUUCUUGUGUUAUAUACCACCUGUAAAUUUUGUUGUAGAUCGCCCAUUUAUGUUCAUAAUAAGAGAGACAUCAUCUGGUUUGAUCUUGUUUAUUGGGAGUGUUUAUAAUAUUUCUUAAUUGUGUAAUAUUUCUGAAAUCACGAUCUGAUAUUAUUGUAUUUUUAAUAUAAUAAUAUCGUGAUUUCAGAAAUAUUGAAUAAUAAACUUAUAAGUUAAAACUUUUUUAAAGAACAUGAACUGAGUUUGAAAAAAAAAUUUUUUGUAGAAUGGAAACAAUACUGGACCAAAUGUAUUCAGAAUUCCAAAAAAACCAGCUAGCUUUAAUUUGGCUUACUCUGGUUUCCACACGGUCAGUGUUCUGGUUUCUGUUGCACGACACCAGUGACUGUUAUCAUACAGUGUUAUAAACACAGUUUUGUUUGUUACUUUCCACUGUUUAUCUUUCUCGUGUGUAUAUUUGCUUGUGCCCGGAAAACUGGAAAAUUCAGAAAUCCGGGCCACUUCCAUUCCAAUCUUGCCUGAUAUUAGAUCUAGUACCAUGUAAUAGAAUAUCAUUCUUGCACAAUAAGUAAGUUUACAUUAUUACUUAAAAUUAAUAUAGCAGCAUAAGAAUUUUAUCAUUUUCUGUAACAAUAUCAUGUAAUUAGUGAAUUUGCUGCUUCGGAAGAAGAAUUUAAAUUGCAUUGAAUAUGAAUAAGAGAUGUGGAAGGAAAUGAGAACACUAAAACAGACUUAAGAUUUUGAUACUUACAGUGUCAAAUUUCUGAUAUUUGUGGUAGCAUAGAUCUAAUUAUUUAAUUUUAAUUGUUAAAUUUGUCGUUAUAUUAAAACGGUAGACUGAUUUAUUUUUAUAAAUGUUUCAGAUUUUAAUUUUUGAUAAUUUUAUUUGAAUUUAAUAUAUAAUUACCCACAAAUACAAUCAUUCAUAGAAAAUGUAGAAUUAGAGGGAUUUUUAAUGGUUUAAUAUUUCAGAUAAAGUUGCUUUAUUUUCCAAAGUAAUGCUACUUCGAAAUUUAAUGGUUUAGAGUUAACUUUUCAUUAAACAAUAAAAAGUGCAUUUGGUUUUUAAAGUUUGCAAGAAUAACUAUAUUAAUAUUUCAAUGUCUUUGAUAUGAAUUUUACAUGCUUUCGCCAAUCAAAUACCAUCUGGCAUUCAGUUGAAACUGCUACUACUUUUUCUAGAAAAUGCCUAUCAGAAUGUUUUCUUUAUUUUGCUCACGCUGGUCCAAAAUACUGUCGUGCCUGACGCGAACAAAAUUGUAGUCGGCUCUCGAUUUGCGAAGCAUUGCAUCGUAUUGACAAUUCAUUUGUGUUGUUGACAGCAAAUGAUAAAUUAAAUUGUUUGUACAAAAGCAAUGCAAAUUUUAUCAAAUUUCAUUUGAUAAAAUUUGCAUUGCUUUUGCAUUGCUUCUUAGAUAAAAAUACAAAUGAAAUUUGAUAAAAUUUCAUUUGUAUUUUUAUCUAAGAAGAAUUAUUAAAUAUGUUUAAAUUGUUAAAUGACAUUCUUUGUAACCAAGAAAACUAAAAUCAUUCAUAUUUCUUGCAUUAUAACCUGGAAGCCUGUAUAACAAUUUACUGCAGAUAUGUAUGGUUGUACUAAUCGCUGACCAACGACAUUUUCCAAAAAGGCUUAAACUGUCGGACAUAUUUAUCAGCACCUCUCUCUUGCUGAUGACAGUAUAGAUUUUUCUACUGGCUCUUCGAAUGUUCGAAGAUAGGGUUGCAAUUAUAUUUUUGUUAUUGGUUUUCUAAUGUAUCGUAUAAACUCUUUACAAUAACAAAAGCAAAGGUUUGUUGUGUGUACAGAAUUUUAAAAUUGCAAAAAUAUUUGUAUUUUUUAACUCGUGAUGUAAGGGUGCUAUAAGUAGAUGAUAUUUAUCGGCAUAGUUUUUCUUUUUGUGAUAGAUUACUGUUAUUCUAAAAAUUACCUGCAAAUUUAUAAAAUUGUUGAAGAACAUAAAUUAUAAUUAAAAUUGUUGUAUUGAAUAUU